UCCACUUGAAAGCAGUUCAAAACAAUGUGCAUUACACGAUUGACUGUUUUCACAUUCAUAGCUACGUGUUUGAUUUCAUUUUUAGCCGCCGAGGAUGUGGCGGUGGCGCCCCUUCCCGAAUGGCUCGUAUAUUCCGUGCAACCCAAAUUGAACAUUCAAAUUUUGGAACCGCGCGGAAUUCAGAUUUGGUCCCGAUACAAAUCAAAAUAUUUAAGCUUCGGUGUUGAGUUAUAUGUGAAUCCAACUAACAGCGAUGGUGAAUCACCGUUAGAUUGUGAUCUAUGCCGAAAUGUUAGCCAGCCCAUUGAUGGGAAGUUUUUCAUUCAGGAUGAUCAUCUGCAGGUGAAACUGGGUGAUACUAUAAAGUACCGCGUAGUCAAAGUUAAGGCACAGGAAGUCAAACUGUCACCGUGGAAAUACGUUUUCGUUGAUCAGAAGCUAUUUUUCGACUCCCAAACCUACUGUGCUCCACAAUGCCAACGUUCGGAAGAAGCUGGGAAAAUUCGUUACCUAGAGCGGUUUCUGGAGAACAUGCUCUCCAACCACGAUGAAUUGGCACAUAUUUCGGAGCAAUUAUUCUUUCCUAUGGAUCAAGCCAACGUUUUUGUUGAUAACGCAGAGCGAUUCGUCAAGGCCCGUUUGUAUACGGUCGAUCAGUUGAGGCCUCUGGUAGAUCGAGUGAAAUAUUGCUACUUGGCAUCUGACGGAGUGGGAUUUCAAAUGCAUACAGUAUUGGAAAAGCUAAAAGUGCUAGAAGCUGCAAGAGAAGAGCUUGGUUUGUUGGACUUUGAUGAGUAUUUUAUUGUUCCUAGUCCGAGUGUAUCAGUGGAUGAAAAUUAAAUAUUAAAAAAAAGGUCCAAGUGAACAUAUACAUACUUCCCUAGCAGCACACAUGUUCCACAUAGGUUACUGUAACUUAUAUGUGACCGGAUUCAGUCACAGUCAAGUUGCUGCAACAGUUUUUGUCUGACUUGUGCUGCUCGGGUUGUAUAAUCUGCUAUAACUGCAUUAAAUUCAUAUUGUUUAGGGUCAAUUUAAGUGAAAAUACUCAACUGGCAUUACGUGACCUGAUUUUCGGAGCUCAUUUUUUCUUUGUUUCUUUAAAAUGCUCGAUGUCAAGCAUCAUAAAUUCAACGUUGGUUGAAUGCAAAUAUAACAUUUUUGUGAAAUUUAUUAAAUAGGGUAUCUGUUUCAUUAUUAAUAACAUGCUCCUAUGUCAAUAACAUUCGCAAAACAGGCUAUUUACGCUCAAUUUGUGUCGUGUUUCGAUGUUAUCCAACGUGCUCACUGCUGAAAAAAUCAUAAAAAUUAGGUAUAAAACAAAUUGCGCAUCAAUUCGUUGUUUUCAAAUGGUAUUGAUUUGGGUUCCUGGUAUGAAUUCAAGGAGCAGUUCUCCGAAAUAUACCAGUGAAUCUCUUUUAGACCUUUAAGAGUUUUAGACUUCCCCUAACAAAGACAAUGAAAAAAACUUUUAGACUUCUUUCAAAUCCGAACUUUCGAUAGAAUAUCCAGGUAGCAGAAGUUUAAGAAAACAAUCGACAGCAGUGCACAAAAAACAACAGUCCAGAAUAUAAACACAGUAACAAGUGACUUUUAUUAUCUACAUGAGAAAUGCAAUCAAAACAGUCCAAUAGUGUUGUGCAAGAGAGUUAUUCAUACGUGCUUGAUUUAAUGGCCCAUGACUUUUGUGGUUUUGAAUUUAUUCAAACAUUACUUUUGGCAUUAAAGACGACUGAGUUCGAACUCCGCUCCGGUACGGUCUAAUAAAAAAAAAUUUACUUGUUUAGUAGGUAA
Molecule: messenger RNA, 1794 nt
Organism: Armigeres subalbatus
Lineage: Eukaryota; Metazoa; Arthropoda; Insecta; Diptera; Culicidae
Exons: 2
Coding region: 25-840 (271 amino acids)
Molecular function (GO): carbohydrate binding
Source: RefSeq, a predicted model, not a curated record